Messenger RNA from Glycine soja, 1074 nucleotides. RefSeq names its product multiple myeloma tumor-associated protein 2 homolog. The record is from RefSeq and is a predicted model, not a curated record. The transcript has 4 exons. NCBI's taxonomy places the organism in Eukaryota, Viridiplantae, Streptophyta, Magnoliopsida, Fabales, Fabaceae. Bases 154 to 876 code for a protein of 240 amino acids.
UACUACGAACCAAACAAACCCUAGCGCUGGGUGAACGCGUUUUAAACGUGAUUAUUUCAUUGCAUAAUAGAUUUUUGAUGAGGCGGUGAAAGACUGAAAGGCAAAAUCUUUUUGAACAGACGAAGGAAAAAAACGCAGUGAUCACGAGCAGACAUGUAUCAUCCAACAAGAGGUGGCGUUCGUGGUGGUCGAGAUCAAUUCACUUGGGAGGAUGUGAAAGCUGAUAAGCAUAGGGAGAACUAUCUUGGUCACAGUAUCAAGGCUCCUGUUGGAAGAUGGCAGAAAGGGAAAGAUCUUUUCUGGUAUACCAGGGAUAAAAAGUCCCAAAAUGCAGAAAUGGAGGCUGCAAAAGAAGAGAUAAAAAGAAUUAAGGAAGAAGAGGAGCAGGCAAUGAGGGAAGCUCUUGGCUUAGCUCCCAAGCGUUCUAACCGUCCUCAAGGUAACCGUCUUGAUAAACAUGAGUUUUCAGAACUGGUAAAGAGGGGGUCUACAGCAGAGGACGUAGGUGCAGGUCAUGCUGAAGCAGCAAGGGUUCAAGGUCUUGGUUUUGCAAGAGAACCACGCCCUUGGGAAGAACCUGGUUCUUCAAAGCCUUCACUCGGUGAUACACGUGAUACACCAGCUGAGGAGGAAAAUGUAUCUUUGCCAAGUCAACCAGCAAUGAAGACUGCAGAUGAUUCAGAAGAUGAAAGUAGAAGAAAGAGAAGACGUGAAGAGAGGAAGGAGGAGAAACGUGAAAAGCGUGAGAAGCAUCAUUCUCGCGAGGAUAGGAAGCAAGAGAAACGAGAGAAACAUGAGAGGGGGCAUUCUCGUGAUUCAGAUGGCAGGAAGAGACACAAGAAAGAUAAGGAGAGGAGAAGACAUGAUUCAGAUUGAAUAUACUCUAUGGGGGAUUUUCUUAUCUAUUGUGAAAUAGCAUGUUUAUUUCUAUUUUCAUAACUUAAUAUGGAUGCUGUACCUUGGUAAUUGACCGUCCUAAAUGUCUGCACGUUUGUCCUAACAAUCAGGCAUUCUCAUGUGUUAUUUUAAAUUUUGGAAUUCGUGAAGUGAAAUGAAGCCAAUUACGCUUAGAAA